Molecule: messenger RNA, 1813 nt
Organism: Aplysia californica (California sea hare)
Lineage: Eukaryota; Metazoa; Mollusca; Gastropoda; Aplysiida; Aplysiidae
Source: RefSeq, a predicted model, not a curated record
UAUGUGGUCCCCACCAUGAUUUCUCCCGGCCCGCUGAGUGUAAUGAGGAGAUCUUUCUUUGGCUUCCAGCCCCGGCGCGCUAAUCGUGUUUAAGACCCAGGUCUUACCUCUCUUCUUUCAUUGACCACUGUCCACUAGCCCGGCCAUUGUGUGUGUCUUCGGGAGUCUGGAUUGUCCAGGACAGGAGUUUCUGGCUCGAGGAAUAAAGAAUGACAGAUUAGAGAGAAAAAGAGAUUUCUUACUACCUCCAUCAAGACAAGCCGCGCCCCCUCACAACUGUCACCAUGGCAACGGCCAAGACAGAAGCAGUCCCCCUGGUGCCCAGUUUCGAGGCGCCAAAAGGCAACUGGAUCGCCCGCAACCUCCGGCUGGUGAACGAGGACAGCCGGGAACUUUUCCCGCCGUCUGCCGCCGGAUCCAGGACCAGCAAACAGGACAAGUUCAACUCUCUGUACAAAGUGGACUAUCAUAACUACCCUGAGGAGGCCUUCAUUGAGGGAUUGAUGGAGAAGGGGAAAGAACCCAAGAGAGAGACAAUCAGAGAUGUUCUGUUUGGAAACAGCCCGUCUGAGAUUUUCCAGGAGUGGAAGAUCCCCAAUCGCCUGGUCCCAGAACCUGCCCCAAACGUUGGAGACGCGGCCGCCUAUGCUGCGGUGUUGUCUGGCAAAAGGGACAGAGGUCAAGGCCGACCCCCGGCUCCGUUGAUCAGAGAGGCUUCUCGAGAAACAACACCAGAUGGACAACGCCAUGAGGAAAUCUCUUCUGCCUGACGCCAAGAAGAACGUGGAGGAUUGGCUGGAGACGGCGACAGAUAGUGAACGCCAGGUGGCUCUCAAGUUCUUCACGUCUGUUGCUGGCGCCAAACUGAUGGGGACCACGGCGCAGGAGCAGAAGGGAAGACUGCAGCAGGUUAUACGGACACUCGAAACUCAGCGCGGCCAGGCGGCCACCCCUGCCAUGAGACGGUCCCUGGACUCGAACCUGGACGGAAGGGAGAGCAAGCUCAAGUAUGUGAGACUCCUGGACCCCCAGACACGCUCCAACCGGUGGAUGCACACCACAUGGCACCACCUGCCUGAGUACAAGAACGACAACCCUGUGAACAACUGGAGCAGCCACUACGUCCGCCCCCACGCCCCCACCCCCCGACACUUCGUCAUCCAUCCCGACUGGGGCUAAGACCCCCUGGCCUUGACCUUAGCCACUAACUAGGUCAAAGGUCAAGACAGACGACAGAAUGGAGUCAGUGUGUAGAAAUGUCAAUUAUAAUUUUUAAAAAUACAUGUAAUAUUAUUAUCUGUCCGCCAUGAAAUGUCCGAGUCAAUUUUUGUCUCUGGUGUCGUUACAGUAAAAAAGUUACUGCAUAAUAUUACAUUAAACUAAUAUUGUAUGUUAUAUGUAGUAAGUAAUGUUGUCAUGGUAGGCCAAGUUUCUCCAGAUUAUUACCACACGGUUUGGGUAUUCUAUUCACCAGUAUUAUAUUUAUCAAAUUUGUCUAUCUAUCUAUUGUUGUUGAUUAAAAUCUAUUGAUCUUUUUUUCGUCUCGUUUCUCAGUCUUUUGUCCACUAAGUAUACUGAAAGUCUGUCUAUUUUCCUGUAAUUUGUAAGUGUGACAGUAUGGAUGAGAAACAUGAGUCUGUCCUGACUACCGUCCAGGAUGUUUAAGUGUCUAGGCUGUACUGUCAAUGCAAAUGAGACAGAGUCUACAAGGAGUUGCUUUGUAGAAUGAUUCACUAUCUCGUGAUCUUCAAACAGGUGAUACAAAUUGAUGGAAACAGUGUGGUUUAUUAAUAAAGAUCUGUUUUUUUAAACU